Messenger RNA from Ictalurus furcatus (blue catfish), 801 nucleotides. Its product is annotated as olfactory receptor 6N2-like. The transcript has a single exon. Gene Ontology annotation, biological process: G protein-coupled receptor signaling pathway. Gene Ontology annotation, cellular component: membrane. NCBI's taxonomy places the organism in Eukaryota, Metazoa, Chordata, Actinopteri, Siluriformes, Ictaluridae. Bases 1 to 801 code for a protein of 266 amino acids. Gene Ontology annotation, molecular function: olfactory receptor activity; G protein-coupled receptor activity. The record is from RefSeq and is a predicted model, not a curated record.
AUGAACAAACGUCUCCAUGAGCCCAUGUACAUUUUCAUUGCUGCUUUGCUUUGUAAUGCUCUCUUUGGAGCAACUGCUGUUUAUCCUAAACUGCUCACUGAUUUACUUUCUGAAAAACAAGUCAGUUCUUACCACGGCUGUUUAUUUCAGGCUUUUUGUGUUUAUACAUAUGCUGCAUCAGAAUUCAUGCUGCUAUCAGCUAUGGCCUAUGACCGAUAUGUGUCUAUCUGUAAACCUUUACAUUAUUCAAAUAUGGUAAAAAUGCCCACUGUCAGAAAGCUCAUAUGUUUUUCAUGGUUUUUACCUUGUUGUGCAAUUGGUAUAGGAUACGUACUACUAUCCCAGCUUCCAUUGUGUAAAUUUAAAAUGAAUAGAAUAUACUGUGAUGCUCACUCAAUUGUCAAAUUAAGUUGUACAGGAACAUCUGUUAUUAACCUUUUUGGACUUGCUAUUUUCAGCAUUGCUAUAUUUCCUCCAGUGAUCUUCAUAAUCUACUCGUACAUGAGGAUACUCGCUGUGUGUUUAAAGAAUUCUAAAGAUUUCAGAAGAAAAGCUCUACAGACCUGUUUACCACAUCUGCUCAUUUUUAUCAAUUUUUCUGUUAACAUGUGUUUUGAAAUGAUAAAUAACAGACUAGAAUCAAAUCAAAUUCCCCAUAUUAUUGCCAUAAUCCUGUCAGUUGAAUAUUUAUUCAUUCCUCCUUUAUUCAAUCCCAUAAUAUAUGGAUUAAAACUGCAGGAGAUUUUGAAAAGCAUCAAGAGGUUGAUUUCAUGGAAGAAGAGGGCUGAGGUUUAUUUUUAG